GGUAACGGACGGAAGAUCAGGUUUACCAUACGCUUCAUGUAUCAUAAGUGUACCAGACGUACUUUCAUUCUUCAACAGCUGCAUGAAGAUAUGGAGCGUUUAAUAUGAUGUGCUCUGUGAUGUGUUCCUUUAAUAAAAAAUUGAUUUUACAUUCUUAAUUAAAACAUGGAUGGUUUUUGACACGGAUUUGAAGAGCAUCAUGUUUUUGUCACUCAAAAUAUCUUGGAGGAAACUGGGAGAUCCACCUGUAAGACGCAUUUAGCUGGUCUCCGGUCUUGCAUCUCAGCCACAAUGUUUUCCACCUGGAUGCUGCAUAUGAGUGUAGUUGCUCUGCUUGUCAUAACCACCAGCGCUGACCAGUGUGCACUUCAUAAUGUCACACCUGGGACUGGGUCUCCAGUUAUGGAUUCUUUGCAGUGCUACAAUGACUUUACGACCCAGGUACAAUGCACAUGGGAGGAAACACAUGUUCAUUCACACACAGCAGGAAAUACAUCAUCACAGACAUUGUACUACAAGGACAUAAGACGUCAUUACAAAAAUGACAUACUUUGCAUCUCGAAUGGACCCGGUGUGCUUUUAUCCAAUGGGAAGGUCUCUCACAGCUGUCACUAUAAAACCAAAAGGUUUAGCAGUGGAACAUCUCACAUUCUAUUCUUCGGAGUACCCUGUAUAUCAAAACCCACAACUUUUAGGGUAGCCCAGCAGGGAAAAGUUCUCACCCCGAUUGACUUGACAGAGAAGUUGGCUGAUGGGAAAGGUCAUCUGCUGUCCUGGAGAAGCCCUUAUCCAGCAUCCUCAAAUAUCACAGGAACACUCGUGUACCAGCUUCAGUAUCGCAGAUAUGGGAAUGACUGGAUAGUGGUGGACAACAUCAAUGCCUCUAAGUAUAUGAUUGAAAGGGAGUCACUGUUGCCGGGGUAUCCUUACCAAGCCAAAGUGAGGGCGCGGGCCACUGUUGGACUCUGGAGUGACUGGAGCUCCCCAGUGUCCUGGAGAACACACAGUGAUGGUGUCUUUAACCUGCAGUGUGUGAUAGAGGGAGAAACCAUUGUGACUUGUUCCUGGCAGAUGAAAACCGAACUUUCUCCCUUUAUGUCAUAUCAUGUCUUUUGUCAAGACAUUGACAGCAGUCUAGGCUUAACAUUCGUUGAAUGUUGUAACAACCCUCUGCUGAAGUCCAGUGGCCCUGAGCUGUCAGAGUUUACCUGUUCUGUGAAGACCUCUAACCCUUCCCAGUUAACCAUGGAGCUGAGGCCAGUGUACUACAGUAGGACAUUUGUGGUGACAGAGAAUAUUCAACUUCCGCGACCCGACCCGGUCAAGGUGGAGGCAGACGGUGUUGUCAACAUAACCUGGUCUUUACCAGAAGUCGAUGAAGAUCUUAACUUCCAAAUCCAGCUACAAAUCUGGACCAACAAGAGCUCAGUGCUCUAUAACAUUACUCGGGGGCAGAGCAGGUUUGAGAUUCUCUCUAGCUCUCUACAACAUUCAACUCAGUACCUGGCCUACAUUAGAUUGCAGCAUAUACCUGAUCCUGAUCCUGAUCCUGAGGUUAAUUACGUAGUUUUGCCAUCAGAAUGGUCUCAGCCAACACCAUUUACCAACAACCGAGCUUCAUGGCCCAUCAGCUACACAAUCUACAUAUUGACUAGUGUGUUUGUGGCUGUGCUCUUCGUCAUCUUGUAUAACGUCCUUCCAGCCUGUCAUAGAAGGAUAGAGUUAUGGAAGGGAUCGAUUCCAUCGCCCUUAAACAGCAGAGUAAUUGAGGGAAUGAUCAAGAAGUCUUCCACUGGAUGGCCGGAUCUUCAAAGUGAGAAAGAGAAAACUUCAGCGUGUGUCCUUCAGGCUACAGAUGAUAUCAGCAUCUGUAAAAACAGUGUCUCUGGGAAGCCACUUCUAUUAUACAGUGAAGACAUGAAUUUAGACACUACCACUGUCAAAAUUCGAUGGUCAGAUGGAUCAAACCACUUCCACUCCUACGUGGGGGAUGGUAUGUGCCAAGACAAAUCAGGCAUGAGCUUCACUGGGCCCUAUAUUCUUUGCUGUGAGGACUCCAGCCCCAAGGACAAAAUAUUUGACGUGCCCUCUGAUGGAGAUGGCACAUGCAUAUCUGGGACGUCUGAGAAUUCUGCUCCAAUAAAUGGAGGAUAUGUUAUGACUCCUCCCACCAGCAAGCCUGAUAUUCAAGACUCCGCCCCCUCUAAGAUUUCUCCCAUUAACUUUUCAGAUGAUCCCCCCGAGUACACCCCCAGUGUGGAUCAUGGUAGUAUGGUCCUCCCUCAUCCAUCUGGCUACUUCAUGCUGCCAGUGGGCCACGACACUGGUAUGGGCCAAUCAGAGCCAAGAGGGUAUGUGACGCUGGGUAAGUCUGGAACAUAAUGAUCAAAUGACUGGUGGCUUGGCGCUUUUAAAAAGACUGCGUAAACUCAAAGCAGCUUUUAAUGAGAGGGGUUAAAAUGAGAGGACCAGGGCUUAAAGAGGACAUGAUAUUGAGCACAAUGAAUGUAUUUCCCAUUUUUGCUUUAUAUAAACUGUCACUUUAAGAGCAUAGUCUUGCUGUGGAUAAACGGUUUACACGCUCAUUCUGAAGGGCUUGAAAGUCUCACUGGAUCAUAGAAAAUCAGUAAGAGUUGAGUUAAAGCUAUUAUGCAGUUGUGCUAUGUCAGUCUGACCAACAGAUGACAGUGUUGUGUAAAAUGAAUGUAAAAUGGUCUCUCCAACUAUAGUGAACAAUGCACUAGUUGAGAAUGUAAAUUUCUGUCUUUGCCUCACAUCCCAAUCCAGAAUGUGUUUUAUAUCCAUUAUUUCUUCAAUAAUUAUUAUUUUUUAAUUAUCAUACUGAAAAAAGUAAAUAAAAAGUAACUAUUAUACAUAGAGUGCAUCACGAGUAGGCCUAUACUGUUCUUUUCCGUUUUUAACCAUGUUUAGAAAAUUAUGGGAAAACUCACUCUUAAAAAUAUCUGAUAAGUAAUACAGCCUAGGUUGACUAAUAGUUUUUUCUUCAUUAAUUAAUGUGAUUACUAAAAUAGUAAUGUUGUGUUGUGUUGAUUGCUUCUACUGUGACUUGGUUUGUAUUAUUUCAAAUGUAAUUAUAAAGAUGUGCUUGAAAAUGAACCAGAUGUUCCAAAUGGUUCAUGCAUUCCUUACGUGUUCUUAAGCAGAAGUGUUUGCAAACUAUUUUUACCCAAACACCAAAUAUUAAAGAUUUUGC
Molecule: messenger RNA, 3214 nt
Organism: Xyrauchen texanus (razorback sucker)
Lineage: Eukaryota; Metazoa; Chordata; Actinopteri; Cypriniformes; Catostomidae
Gene: csf2rb
Product: colony stimulating factor 2 receptor subunit beta
Exons: 14
Coding region: 292-2382 (696 amino acids)
Biological process (GO): immunoglobulin mediated immune response; cytokine-mediated signaling pathway
Cellular component (GO): external side of plasma membrane
Molecular function (GO): protein binding; cytokine receptor activity
Source: RefSeq, a predicted model, not a curated record